Molecule: messenger RNA, 1302 nt
Organism: Penicillium antarcticum
Lineage: Eukaryota; Fungi; Ascomycota; Eurotiomycetes; Eurotiales; Aspergillaceae
Product: transcription factor domain-containing protein
Exons: 4
Coding region: 1-1302 (433 amino acids)
Biological process (GO): regulation of DNA-templated transcription
Molecular function (GO): zinc ion binding; DNA-binding transcription factor activity, RNA polymerase II-specific
Source: RefSeq, a predicted model, not a curated record
AUGGGGACCGUCUAUCUGUCUAAGAACCAAUCAGAAACCCCUUCCGAUGGAGAAUCUCCUCCUGGUAAGGCCAGUCAUAAGAGAAAGCACCCUCGUGCUGCCGGGACGUACCCGCGGAAACGAGCGACACAGGCAUGCCAUACGUGCCGCCUUCGACGGACUAAAUGCGACAAUACCCGACCCGCGUGCGCAUCGUGUGUCCGUCUCGGGGCGGAAUGUAGCUACCAGCAGAUAGAUCCUUCGACGUUUGAUUCCGCGAGUUUAGCUAUCCUGAAGCGCAUAGAUGAUCUAGAAUCUCUCAUCCAAUCCAAAUCCAAUGACGUGCCGGUAGCGCCGUCUAACAGCAUUUCAUCCACGUCGCCUAUCUCCUUCAGCAUUGGAUCAUCUGUUAUCGAUCAAAAAGCUCAGUGGAAACCGUCAUUUAUCAAUAUAGACGAGGUUUUGAAAUGGCCUGUUUUCGAGAAUCAAAACUUUGAUCAGCGACUACAUUCACUAUCGCAGUCAGAAGAAGACAAAGUUCAGUCGGAACUACCAAUAUCUGUUGAUCUUGACCUUCACGAGGCCGAUAUUCUUCUUCGGAACUUCUUUGAUGAUGUGCAUAUUUUCAAUCCAACUCUGAAAGAGGAAGAUGUAGCGGAAUAUGUCAAGAUUGUGAGGUACAACGGUAUCGGCUGGGAUGCCACAUCUUGCCUACUAGAAUUCCUGCAGGCAGAGUCCUACUUCCUUGCUGCGCAAAAGCGAAUGGGCAUGCUGCUUUGCAAAAAUGGCGCGAUAGAAGCACAAUGCUUUUUCUUGGCCGGUGUCUAUUUAAUGGCAACAUUGCGACCGGUCGGUGCCUGGAGAAUGUUUGUACAAGCACUAGCUUGUUGCCAAGGGUUCUCCACCCGAAGCACAAACGACAGCCAGUACGAAGAUGAAUGGAACACUAAGCAGAGGAUAUACUGGACCUGUUUCAAGUCUGAGCUGGAACUUCGACUGGAGCUAAACCUUUCGCAAAAGAACGUCUUGGAUCUAAGCUACCCAACGUUCUUUCCUUCACCACCCGAUGGACUGAAGGCUAAAGAUGAGGCAGCAUGGUACUUUUAUCUGGCUGAGAUUGCCUUGCGCAGAUUGGAAAAUCGCAUCUUGGGAUACCUCUAUCGACCCGACACGGCAAUCUCAGAAUCAACCAUGGUAUACGCAAUCCUGGAUUUUGAGGAGCAGAAGGAUGCCUGGUACUUACAAAUCCUCAACACGCAAGAAAUGUCACAGAUUGCUAAUGCCCUGGUUCUACCAGGUACCGCUCUCUGCCUGAAGGCUUAG